Aspergillus uvarum CBS 121591 is the source of this 1422-nucleotide messenger RNA. Its product is annotated as vitamin H transporter. Gene Ontology annotation, biological process: transmembrane transport. Gene Ontology annotation, cellular component: membrane. Gene Ontology annotation, molecular function: transmembrane transporter activity. The record is from RefSeq and is a predicted model, not a curated record. Bases 1 to 1422 code for a protein of 473 amino acids. NCBI's taxonomy places the organism in Eukaryota, Fungi, Ascomycota, Eurotiomycetes, Eurotiales, Aspergillaceae. The transcript has 7 exons.
AUGGAGAAGCACGAGAUUGAGCCCCGCGUGGUUGAGGCGUCAACGCCAGACUUUGAUCCCGCUUUGGAGAAGAAGCUGCUGCGAAAGCUAGACUGGCGAGUCAUCCCAGCACUAUGGUUUCUCUUUUUGGUGUCGUUUAUGGAUCGUUCAAACAUUGCAAAUGCAAAGAUCGCCGGCAUGGCGAAGGAGCUGCACUUGGUGGGAAAUGACUACAAUCUCGCCGUAACCAUGUUCACGGUCGCAUAUGUCAUCUUCGGAAUGCCGGCCAAUCUGCUGGUCAAGAAAUUUGGCCCAAGGAUGCUGGUCCUAUACAUGUUUACUUGGGGGCUGUUUGUGAUGGGACAAGGUCUCACCAAGACUGCGACGGGUCUCAUCGCUUGUCGAUUCUUUAUGGGAAUGUGUGAGGCAGGCUUUGUUCCUGGUUGCGCAUACCUGAUCGGGAGCUACUACAAGCGGGACGAGUUUCUGCGUCGAUACGCAAUCUUCUUCAGUGCCAACAUGGCGGCAGGAGCAUUUAACGGGCUUUUCUCCAGUCUCUUGACGCACUUGGAGCUGGAUGGAUAUGCAGGGUGGAGAUGGCUGUUUUUGAUCGAAUCCAUCAUCACUAUGGGCGUCAGCAUCAUUUGCUACUGGAUUGUUGUUCCCUUCCCCGAGGACGCGACAUUCUUGACCCCUGAGGAGAAGACAUUGCUGCUUGCCCGUCUAGAGGCCGAUGGAAGAAGCAUUCGUGAUGAUCCUAUUUCUCUUCCUCGGGUCCUCAAGAUGGCUAUGGACUGGAAGAUCUGGAUCUGCGUUUUGGCCUAUCUCGCCGCCGAAGAAAGCGCCAGCUCUUUGGUGUACUUCCAGCCCACGAUUCUCAAAGACCUCGGUUGGACCAGUCGCUCAGCGCAGGAACACAGCAUCCCCGUCUACGCCGUCGCCUUUGUGCUUACCCUGUCAAGCGCGUGGCUGAGUGACUCUCUCCGCCACCGCUAUCUUUUCACUCUGUUCGGCUCGGCGCUCGUCAUAAUCGGCUGGAGUAUCGAGCUUGCGCAGGUUCCCUCUGCCGGAGUCCGUUACAUGGGCAUGUUCUUCGUGGCGUCGGGCGCGUUCAUCAUGAUGUCCAUUACUGUGGUAUGGUUGUGCAUCAACCUCGGCAAGGGCGUCAAGCGCAGCGUCGGAAUGGGCUUGCUGCCCGCGUUCGGCAACUGCGGUGCCUUUGUAUCCGGCAACGUCUUCAUCACCAGCGAAGCGCCCAAGUAUCCUACUGGUUUUGGGGUUGGUCUGGCGUUUGCGGUGGUGGCAGGACUCGCCUGCACCGUGUAUUUCUUCGCUCUCCGCGCCGAAAACCGCCGCCGGGAACGCCAGCCGGAGAAGGACUGGCAGUCGGAGAGCAUGCAGGAUCUGGGUGAUGCUCACCCGGGCUUUCGUUUCCAGUUGUGA